This is a messenger RNA of Zonotrichia leucophrys gambelii, 777 nucleotides long. It is a transcript of the gene EIF4EBP1, whose product is annotated as eukaryotic translation initiation factor 4E binding protein 1. Gene Ontology annotation, biological process: negative regulation of translational initiation. The transcript is spliced from 3 exons. The record is from RefSeq and is a predicted model, not a curated record. Gene Ontology annotation, cellular component: cytoplasm. NCBI's taxonomy places the organism in Eukaryota, Metazoa, Chordata, Aves, Passeriformes, Passerellidae. The coding region runs from base 114 to 467 and encodes 117 amino acids. Gene Ontology annotation, molecular function: eukaryotic initiation factor 4E binding.
UUCCCGCGGCGGAAGGGGCGUGGCCCGGGCCGGAAGCGGCGGGCGGGCGGCGGCGGCGGCGCUGGUGCCGCUCCCGGUCCCUGUCGCUGUGCCGGUCCCGUCCCGGUCCGGUCAUGUCGGGCCGCUGCUGCCACGGGCAGACGCCCAGCCGUGACAUCCCGGGCCCCGGGAAAUGCCUCGCCCUGCCCGACGGGGCCCCGCUGCCGCCCGGCGACUACAGCACCACACCGGGGGGCACCGUGUUCGGGACCACGCCGGGCGGUACCAGGAUUAUUUAUGACAGGAAGUUUUUGAUGGAAUGCCGCAAUUCUCCGGGUGCCAAAACCCCUCCCUCCGACCUUCCUGACAUUCCAGGAGUCACCAGCCCCAGCGUGGAGGAGCUGAAGGUGGAAAAUCACCACGUCCAGAGCUGUGAGGAGAAAGUGAGCGCAGCAGGUGAGGAAGAGCAGUUUGACAUGGACAUCUAAACACACCUGCCUGGAGUGAUCCAGUGAAGCAGCAGGACUGGUCUGGAGGAUUCUCACCAGCAGCCAUGCCUUGAGUGCCUUCCUGCUCUGGGAAAGGCAGAUUAUUCCCUCAGGAGAGCAGGGUUUGUCCUGUUCCAGGGGCCAGGCCAGGGGUGCUGCAGGGGAAACUCUGCCCCCCCUUGGUUCUGGUUCCAGUUCUAUGCUUUUUGUUAAUCAUUUUAAUACUGUAACAGUAACGGAAAUGCAAUCGAAGGGAGAAAUAAAAAUCACGUGGAGUCUCCUGGUGUGGAGAUCAAUGCAAUAAAUGUGA